Messenger RNA from Drepanopeziza brunnea f. sp. 'multigermtubi' MB_m1, 1968 nucleotides. RefSeq lists its product as uncharacterized. Gene Ontology annotation, molecular function: cysteine-type deubiquitinase activity. Gene Ontology annotation, biological process: protein deubiquitination. Lineage: Eukaryota; Fungi; Ascomycota; Leotiomycetes; Helotiales; Drepanopezizaceae. Gene Ontology annotation, cellular component: nucleus; cytosol. The record is from RefSeq and is a predicted model, not a curated record.
AUGCCGGAUAAGCCGCUCAGAAUAGCCUCCUACGCAGCUGGGGCGUCACUAGCAGCCAUUACACUCGUUUACGUCUUUGCGCCUACUUUUUUCAUCGAUGGAGACUCGGCGACCACUUCCGCCAGCUCGCGGAAGAAGACGGUGGUUGGGCUGUCCAACCCGGCGAACGAUUGCUUCAUAAACUCGGUCCUCCAAGCGCUGGCAGGGCUGGGGGACUUACGAGUAUAUCUCAUCCGGGAGACGUAUCGACGGAAACUCGAUGGGGCACACGUUUAUGCGCAGUUCGUGGAGGAUCCUGCGAGGAAGAAUACGGCAGCCUGGAGAGUGGACGGUUUGCAGCAUGGGAUGGUGACCAUGGGACUGAAGGACAUUCUCAAUGCGCUGAACGAGAGGCCCAUAUAUAAGAAGACGAUAUCUGCGAAUCCGUUUAUCAUGGUUUUGGAACAGGCUUUCAAGCAGAGGAUCUCUCGGCAACAGCAGGAUGCACAGGAGUUCCUCCAGGUGGUAGCCGAGCGUUUGUGUGAUGAAUAUCACGCGGGGCACAGAGCCAGGAAGCACGCCUUGAAGCUUAAGAACGGGGAGAACACAAGUCAGGAAGCCGAAGAUUCCUUGAGAAAGAGUGUCACUGGCAUUUCCAUAGAUGAGUCGUCAAAUCCCAAAGUUUCCGAGCCAUCAUCAUCUUUGCAGAACGGAAACGGUCAUCGAGAGGAGGGCUCAAGGGAGGGCAUCAAUCAGGAAAAAGAAGAAGGCUUUCCUCUUGAAGGCUGCUCCGAAUCUCAAAUUGAGUGUUUGACGUGUGGUUUCAAACCUACAUCGCACAAGAGUACCUUCUGCUCCUUGACCUUGAGUGUUCCUCAAGUGCCCUCGACGACAUUGAGCUCUUGCUUUGAUCAGAUGUUCAAGACCGAGUAUAUCGAGGAUUUCAAAUGUGAAAAAUGCCGACUUGUUCAUGCUCUCCAAACAUAUCAGCGAGACCUGUCAAGAUCCACUUCCGAAGAGUAUAAGGAGAAAUUACUGAUGUGGAUUGGCCAGAUCCAGCAUUCUAUCGACUCAGAUCCGGAGCAGGAACUGACGGAUGUAGAACUCCCAGACAGAAAACUGGCUCCCAAAAGGAAGAUCGCAAAACACGUCAGGAUCACCACUUUUCCAAAAGUCAUGGCUAUCCAUCUCUCAAGAUCCAUUUUCGAUGCCGGAAGGUGCACAAUGAAGAACUCGGCCAAAGUUUCAUUCCCAGAACGGUUACCACUGGGUGGGCUCAUGAAUCAGAAAUUCUAUAGACUUUCAAGCGUAGUCUGCCACAAAGGCAGCCAUCAUUCGGGCCACUACGAAUCGUUCCGUCGGCAAACGGUCUCUGCCCCAUUUUCAACACCUAAUGUCUUUCAACCCGCAGGCAUCUACAGCAAACCUCCCUCACCACUCCCAUCGCGAUUGUCAACUCCCCCAUCAGGGCUAGCACAUCGACCAGAAGAGUCCAUCCUGGAUCUCAGCACCGUACCGUCUACGCCGGAGCUUCUCUCGCCAUCGUCGGCAGCCUCCUCGCCGUCGCCGUCUCAUUCAUACUUAAAUGGCGAGCACAGCAAUGGCUUGGCCUCAAGCUCUACCUCACGCUCAACAUCAAAAGACACAUCAGUCGGUACUGGUCCAACCUCCGCGCCGCAGAAAGGCUCAGACACAGCCAGCAUCCGCUCCUUCGCACGCUCUACCCGAUCCGCAAUCUCUGGCAAGCUCGCCAGAUCAAAGGACUCGUCCGUCCCUGCUACGAAACAAGAGACGAAUGGAACGAUGAGGACGAUCAAGACUACAACCACGAAUGCGAGCAUGGUUAACAGGAUUCGGAAACGUAACCCUAGUAAUAGGUGGUGGAGGAUCAGCGACGACAAGAUCAAGGAGAGCAAGACGAGUGAUGUGCUGGGUAUGCAGCGCGAGGUGUAUUUAUUGUUUUAUGAGCUGGAGAGGGAGUAUCCGUAG